AUGUCUACAUCUGAUCAUCCAGAGUCAGAUGGUCAGACGGAACGUGCCAAUCGUGUCCUUGAAGAGAUACUUCGAGGAUACGUACACUCCUUUAAGAGUUGGAGUGAGUUUUUGCCGAUGGUAGAGUUUGCCAUCAACAACUCGGUGCAUGCGUCCACGACACAUACACCGUUUUACGUGAAUGGCUUGCGCCAUCCGCGUGUACCCACCUUGCUAGAGUGUGACUCUGUUUCAAGGGGGGGAGGGACUCGCGCGAGCAAAAACCGAAUUGGCUCACGCUCAUCACGCUCUGACGAUGAGGUCAUUGCGUUUGAUGCCGAUAUCGACAACAUCGAUAUCGAAGAAGAUGAUGCCAGUGAGAGUGCGGAAGCCCUCACUGAAGAAAAGAUUGUUGUCGCUGCAGUGCGCUCACAGCGCACUGAAGCUAACGAGCCAGCAGAUGAGUUCAUACUGGCUCGUGAAACGGUAGUCUGUUUUGUGCAAGACUCCAUCGCCGAAGCGGUGGAUAAGCAAAAGCAAAACGCUGACAAGAAUGAAAUGGCAAACACUCUUUUAUUUAAUAAAGGUGAAUUAAUCCUACUGUCUACGGUUAAUCUACCACGACAUGUAGUGACUAACUUGGGUAGUUGUAAACAUCUACCCAAGUACAUCGGCCCGUUUCGUGUAUUGCACCGCCUAGGCAAUGCAUACACGAUCGAGUUACCACGUAAGAUGCGAACGCAUCCCACGUUUUACGUUGGUCGGCUUAAGCCGUACCAUCAGUACGCUGCUUCUUCCGAUGAAGAACGCCCUUGCGCUCAAGCAUCUCGCAGAGAGCCUUGUGCUCCCGAUGGUGGGCAUCAAAAAGGGUCUGAAGAGCAGCUAUCUCAUCCCGAGACCGAUCAACAUCCCCACGAGCUACCCUUAGAUCGUCACGAAGAGAUGUCAGAGCUCUCUCGUUCUCAAGCUGAGCAAGGCGAACUCAGCUCGAUGCUUCGAGGCAGUGCCCGCCAGUUGAAGACGCCUAUUCCGCUCAUGUUCGAGAUCGCCGCGUAA
This is a messenger RNA of Peronospora matthiolae, 1035 nucleotides long. NCBI's taxonomy places the organism in Eukaryota, Oomycota, Peronosporomycetes, Peronosporales, Peronosporaceae. The record is from the annotation of a GenBank genome assembly.